AUGCGCUUCCCGGUAACCUCGACGUUCACGCUCCUGGCUGGUGCGGCCGCAGCCGCCGCCGCCUCGUCGUGGGGCUUCAGCGACGCAUCGGUCCAGGCCGUGGCCAAGUCGGGCGUCGUCGACAGUACCCACACCUUCUCCGACAGCAGGCCGGCCGCGGAGCCCGUCGUCCUGGGACACACGGACAAGCUCAAGGUGUCGCUCACCACCAAGUCGGGAUCCAGCGCCAAGAAGCCUCACCAGGCUUUCCUCAUGGUGCGGGAGGAGUCUGGCCUCGAGGCACCGUUUGCCCUGACACUCAAGGGCUCUGGCAAGGGUACUGUCGAGAUUAAAGACCUCCCCGUCCAGCUUCUGGUCUCCCCGAAACCCCUCAAGGCCAGCCUCGUUCUCGGCUCCUUCGGUUCGGAUCAGGCCACCAUCUCGCCUGCCUUCGACAUUGUCCUCCAGCUCGACGCCAAUGCCAACACGCCCGUCGUCGAACCCUCCCUGCGCUACGGAAAGCAGCCCAAUAUCCACCACAUAUUCCGUGGCGACCCCAAGAGCCCCCCCAUCAUUGUCUCGAUUGUCUUUUCCCUGGCUGUCGUUGCGACGGUCCCGGCUCUGUUCAUCGGCUGGACCGUGAUCGGCGGUAACCUGUCCCACGCCAAGGAGGCCCUGUCCAACGCCCCCAUCGCCCAUGUCGGUUUCUUGGGCUCCAUUAUCGCCAUGGAAGGCGUCUUCUUCCUCUACUACAGCGGCCUGAAGCUCUUUUCUGUCCUGCCGUUCAUGGGCGCCGUCGGUCUCGUCGCUGUCCUCAGCGGAUCCAAGGCCCUCGGUGAGGUGCAGUCUCGUCGUCUGGCUGGCGAGAGGUAG
Molecule: messenger RNA, 852 nt
Organism: Geosmithia morbida
Lineage: Eukaryota; Fungi; Ascomycota; Sordariomycetes; Hypocreales; Bionectriaceae
Product: oligosaccharyltransferase complex subunit delta (ribophorin II)
Exons: 3
Coding region: 1-852 (283 amino acids)
Biological process (GO): protein N-linked glycosylation
Cellular component (GO): oligosaccharyltransferase complex; membrane
Source: RefSeq, a predicted model, not a curated record